GGAUUAUAAUUUAUCUUUACACCCAGAUCUUAUUGAUGACAUGAUUGAAGAAUUGUUUGAGAUUGACAUCAUUAGUCAAGAUCAAAUUAAAAAGUUAAAAUGUUAUGAUAAACCCACUCAUGUUGAUCCAAACAUUUUAAUGGAAGUAAGACAUAAAGAGGUGAAGAAAGAAUCUCUGGUUGAUAUUAGUAACGAGAAGAGUAUUCAAGAUGAAACUAAAGUGAAGAAAGUGAACAUUCAUCAAGAUCCUAGUAUAAAAGUGAAAGAUUUAAAGACUAUCGACAAGGAAAUUUCUAAUACCAGAAAGUGCUUAGAAGAUUUCAAAAAGAAACUUGAACAGAAAAAUGAAGAUUUACAACAUUCAAUUCUAGACUUAGAAAAGGAAGAAAAAAAUAAUGGUUUUGAUGAAUGUUCAGACAAAAAAGAACACUAUUAUUCUUCUGUCGUAGAAAAACUGAAUAGAGAGGAAAAUGUGAAAUUUUUCAAUUUACAUCUUGAUUGCCUUGAAGAUGCCAUUCAGAAGAGCCAUCCAGUAGAUAGUGUGGAAGCCUGGAUACCUGUUGAAGUGAAAUCGCCAGUGGUAAAUGUCACAACAUUCAGCGAAUAUGAUGUCAUUCAAGGUUUACUUGAUGAUACAGAGGAAGUACAAAAGGAUUUACAAAUGUAUGAGUUACAAACAGAUUAUUCAUCAGAAAAACUAACUAUAGGCCCACACAGCAAUUAUAUACUAAACAGUUCCCCAACUUUUAAUGUCAGUAUUACUCUCGAUGAUAACAAGCUAUCUUCAAAACAAAGAGAAACUAUUCAAAAGGCUGUAAGGACAUGGAAGUUGUAUGUCAAGAAGAUCAAAAUACAAAAGUGGUAUAAUUUAAAAGCAUCAAAAAUAAAAAUCAAUUUGCUUAAGAAAUAUGUUUCUCUGUGGAUAUUUUACACUAAACAAUCCAAGCAUAGAAAGGAAACAUGUUUGACUACAACCUCUGAUACCCUAGAGAUUGUACCUACUAAAUGUUGUUUUAAUCAAAAAAGGUUUGGUAAUUUGUACAAAACUGAAUCUGAGGUGCACCAAGAGCAAAUCAAGAUCAAUGAAGUAAAAACCAAACCUGUUAUCAAGGCAAAAAAAAAUGAAACUGUUUCCAAAAAAGUGGUUAUCUCCUCUAAAGAAAGAAAUCAAGCAAGUAAAUCAAACCGACUAGAAAAUUCAUCAGAUAAAAUCGAGAUUCAUGUGAAAACCUUUACACCUCAAGAUGUUGGAUUGGCACAGCAAACUAAUAGUGUAAGUCAAGGUUGUAAAAAACCAUCAACAAAUCGAGACCAUGAGACCAAAAAUCUUACUUUCAGAAGUAUGGGGGAGCCAAUAAUACACAGGUUUGAGGCUCAAGAAAAAAUAAUCAAACAACAAAGGGAAGUGAUAGAGAAACAGAACCGGAUUAUUUUUGAUUUGCAAGCAAAGUGCUUAGAAAUCGAAUCCAAACUGAAUUGGACCUUAGCAGAGAGACAACUAGCAGAGGCUGAAAAUUGCAACAAAAUAGUUUCUAAGCAUUUGGCUAUAACUGACCGAAAACAAGAAUGUAACUCUGACAGCAAAUAUUCAAAAUCCAAGGUUGAAGAGAUGCUGAACACCAAUAGCAAAACACAGAAUAAAAGUGAUAAAAUUGUAAAAAAUAUGCUAGAAAGACAAGCCUAUUGUUCUCAGUUGGCUGAACAAACAAAACAAAGAAAAAAGCGAAUAGAAGAAGAAAAGGAGAGAUUAAAAUUAGAGCUAGAAGAGAAGCAAAACAAAGAUAAGGAAGAGGAACGAAAGAAUAGAAUCAUGCAAAAAAAAUUGGAACAGGAAAUAGCCAGAGAGAAAGAAAGAAAUGCUGUUGCUCUUAAGAAAAAGGAAGAGGAACUUUUGGACAAAGCUCUUAAUCAUUAUACCUAUAAACUGAAGCACAACACUUUUAUCAUAAUGAAAUCAAAACAUUUAGAACUUUUGGCAAAAUAUGAAUACAGUGACAGGUUUUAUAAACAUAAAGUAGUACAGAAAAUGUUCCAUAUUUGGAAAGACAAAACUAAACAUAGUAUUCAGAGGAAGAAUGAGUUUGCAGAGCAUUACUACAAUGAUAAAAUACUGAAGUUGGCUUGGAACGUACUUAGAAAGCUUCAUUUGGACUACAAGCGUAGACUACAAGUCAGCGAGGAUUUGUAUAACUUGAAACUUCAAGAACGAAUGUUCCACAGAUGGCAAACAUUUGCAGCUCAACAAUUUUUACAGGCUUGUUGUAAAAUUGAACUUGCUGAGCGACUACACCAGCGACAUUUGCUGAGACACUAUUUUCGCUACUGGAGAGAACUUCCUAGACUCAUGUUCAAAGAGAGAGAGAAAGAACAACGCCGUCGUCGUUGGCGUGAGACUGUUCAACAGCUGAUUCCUGACUUUACUCCUGCCUAUGUAGAUUAAGCUAACAGGUUAAAACCUCAGAACAAACAAGGGGCUAAGGUGGUUAUAUGAAUCGUUGAUUUGAUUGAAUGUAACAUGUUUAACAAAUUGGAAAUACUUUAGGGUUGAAAAAAAACUUACAGUUUUCAACAAC
Messenger RNA from Macrosteles quadrilineatus (aster leafhopper), 2573 nucleotides. RefSeq names its product coiled-coil domain-containing protein 191-like. The record is from RefSeq and is a predicted model, not a curated record. Lineage: Eukaryota; Metazoa; Arthropoda; Insecta; Hemiptera; Cicadellidae. The transcript is spliced from 5 exons. Bases 41 to 2440 code for a protein of 799 amino acids.